Molecule: messenger RNA, 399 nt
Organism: Hippocampus comes (tiger tail seahorse)
Lineage: Eukaryota; Metazoa; Chordata; Actinopteri; Syngnathiformes; Syngnathidae
Product: guanine nucleotide-binding protein subunit beta-5-like
Exons: 2
Biological process (GO): signal transduction
Molecular function (GO): protein binding
Source: RefSeq, a predicted model, not a curated record
UGCUCGCGCACUCAUACUCGCUGAACGGGACCCGCGCGGGACGCUGCCUUCACUGUUCACAAGCAUCCCUUUCGCAUUUCUUCCUAAUUCCGCCAUUGAACGUCCUCCUGAACGUUUGUUUGUGCCGAUUGUGUGGUUGGAUGUGCGAAGAUGGCGUGUCAGGGGCUCCAGGCGGGGGAAAGUCUGGCCUCGCUCAAGAGGGAAAGUGCCAAUUUAAAGAAGAAGUUGGAUGAGGAGAGGAACAAGCUCAACGACGUCGAGUUAAGCAAGGUGGCAGAGAAGGUGGAGGUGUUGUCAUCUCUGUCCAUCAAGACCAGACGUGUGCUCAAGGGUCACAACAACAAAGUGUUGUGCAUGGACUGGUGCAAAGACAAGCGGCGUAUGGUCAGCUCUUCGCAG